UUCAUACGUUGAAGCUCUCACAACAACCAACUGCUCCUUAUGGAAGGCAACCAAAUCCCUACUACGGUUAAAACAACCUUCUCCCCCUCUUCGCAAAGCAGAUCACUCUUGGGCUAUCACUGACCUCGAAAAAGUUAACAUAUUCGCUGAGCACCUAUCGAAAUGCUUUACUCCUCAUGAUAUACAGCCUAGUGCAUCACAACUAGAAAUAGUGGAUAGCUCCCUCAAUUCACCCCUUCCCAUGUCACUUCCCGCUAAAAACAUUUUAUACAUCUUUAGGCAAAUACGCUGAUGACACGCUAAUAACCGCCUCCCACGAAAGCCACGUCACAGCCAGUGAAAUGAUCCAAAACCAUUUAAAUAUGAUCAGCUUGUGGGCAAACAGAUGGAGAAUCAAAAUAAAAUAAACGAAACUAAAUCUGUUCAAGUAACUUUUUCACUACGUAAUCUCGAUUCUCCACCUGUUACGUUAAACAAUAUAACAAUUCCUAAGGCAAACAAAGUUAAAUGCCUUGGGCUAACUAUCGACAAACGCUUAACAUGGAGCCCACACAUAAAAUUUAAACGUAAAACUGUUAACUCUAGACUUCACAUCCUUAGACCACUCUAAAAUCCAACCUUUCCAAUAAACUUACUAUAUACAAAUCAAUAAUUUGACCAGCUUGGACAUAUGGUAUCCAGUUAUGGGGCUCUGCAAAGCCCUCUAACACUAACACGCUUCAAGCUUUUCAAUCUAUCUGCCUACGAUUAAUAACAUCUUCUCCUUGGUAUUUCACAAACAAUAAUCUUCACAAAGACUUAAAAAUUCCUACACUCAAUCAAUUAGCAAAAGCCCAUUACUCUAAAUUUCACUCCAACUUAAAUUCUCACAGUAAUCCAUUAAUAAAGCAACUUUCUUCCACCUCACUUCUUGGCAAUGUAAUUAGGAGACUCAAAAGACAGUGGCCUAGAGACCUACUAAAAUAAUAAAAAAAAAAAAAAACCACGACAUCUAAAAUGUUCUCGGUCGGGUGGUGCUGCUGAGUGCUUGCCCACAAAUGUUAAAUUCUGUUACUUUAUAUUAUUAAAUAUCCUAUUUGCUCAUUGUACAUAAUGUUGUAUAGAUUGUAAAUUACUCAAAUAAAUAAAAAAAAAUUUUAUAUAUUAUGAGUUUGAAGAUGAAUUUAUCUUGAGGGGACUAAGGCUAAGACCCUAGCCACCCAUUAUAGUAGCGCAUAUGGCUUAUUAUCACGACUAAUAUUUAGGCUGUUGGAAAUGUUCUACAUUUCUACCACAAUUAAUACAAAUCGCGAUCAUUAAAGAUCACGAUUUCAAAAGAGAAUAAACCGCUUUAGCACAUCGCGACCACAAUUUAAAGAUAUUAUAUUAAAAGCAUGACUAAAUAAAUUUGUUCAGUCAUGAUUAAAGGUACCUUAGUAUAACUUUAAUCGUGAUCGCGAUUGACGGCCCAACGUUAGGGACGUUGUGAAACUAUCGAUAUGAAUAAGUAUCGAUACUUUUUUUCGAUAUUUGAGUAUUAUUUAUUUGAUAUUUUCAUUUCGAUAUUUACUCAGUAUCAGUGGAAAAUACUUGUAUCGAAUCGGCUUUUUCUAAAAUAAGAAAUAAUUAUAAUUGUGUCAAACCACAGAAUAUAACGCACUCUUUCUAACCCAAAAAUAAUCAUUUAUUUUGGCGAUGUUCACUAACAAAACUGGUUUUUCAGAAAAAAUACUUAUCCACAAUAGAUUAGUAUUAGGUACAAAUUGAAGUAUUAAAAAAAAAAAUUAAAAUUAAAAAUAAUAUUGUCACAUCUUGCCCAAAUAAGUUUUUUUCAAAAUAAUUUUUGCCCCUUAAAUUUAUAACAAAAUCACAAAUUGAGGUCACAUGAAGUCUUGAAAUUAUGACUGAGAAAAACCGAAAAAAAUUAAUUAAUUCCGAUAUUUGCUACCGAUAAAACAAACGAUUAACGUAAUGAGUACAAGUAUCGAUUCUAUCUUUCAUCACUACUUAACAGUCAACGGACAACGGCCGCUGGCGGCCGUACCGAGCCAAAUUUCUCCCACUCUCGCGCUCGGUCGUGCACGACGGUCGCCGUUCAAAACUGUACGACAAGUAUGCGCCGAUUUCAAAUAAAAUUGUACGUACCUAAACGUUUAGCGCGAGAGUAAACAGUAAUAUAAACAGGUAUAUCAUAAUAGUGGUGUUAAUUGGAACUGACUGUAAUACUGUAUCACUGUAUUAGUCUGUAGUCUGUACACUGUGUAUUGUUCUCAACGGGCUGACGGCGGUAGCGCGCACGUCGCGAACCGCCGGUUCUUGGUGUGGGAUGCGCGCCGCUGAACGUAAAUCGGUCACGGAAAUGGUAUAAUAAUAUUCUCUUUUGAAAUUCAAAUUGAGAUAUUAGUCAUAUAACCAACGUUAACAUAAUACCUUGGGUCUAACAUCAUGUUGAUGCGCGGAAACGUUUUCAUACUCUUCUUUUCUUGUUUUCCGAAUGUUCAGAUCAUAGGUAAACAAUAUUCUAUGGUAAACAAAACCCCAAUCAGCUGAUCGAGUUUCGCUUCCAUAUUUUUCUAUGGCCAUACGAUACCGGUAGAAAUAGAUAGAAACGUCCGCCAUAUCGGAUUAUGAUUUUUACCAUGGACUAAAAUAGACUCUUUAGUGGCGUCGCCGUGAUUAUUACCGAGAAUUUUUUUGCAUUCUACGACUAGGACCUAAUCAGCAUUAGAAAAAACAUUUUGAUGCCAUUGAUUAAAUCCAAUUCUGAUGUUUAUUAUUUAAUAUUUGAAUCUAUAUAUAAUAUUAUAUUAUUCUAUGGUCUUGCACUCUCUACUUGUGUUUUAAAAGUUAUAACUUGGAUACUUGGUGGAAUUUGGAAGAAAAUUCAAUUUUACACUAUUCUAUUAUAUAGGUAUUCACUUUCUAGUUGCAAUAAAUAUGUUUACAUCAAUGUUUAAAUUGCUUUUUAAUGAAUGUGAGAAGAAAACAAAGAUUGCGACGCAUGCAAUAGAAUUUGAAAUAGCUGAAAAUACUCAAAAAUAUGUCAAAGAACUACUUACUGAAAUCAAGAAAGUAAACAUAAAUGCAGAUAAUGGUGAUAGUUGUUCAGUAUCAAAAAAUAACAUUAUUGAUGCUAUUCAGAUACUGCAAGAUAUUCUACAUCAUUUCUUAUCUUCUAAGAGUCAUUUAUAUGCUUUCCCAAAAUAUUCGAAUAAAAGUACUUUAGUUGAACAUUUUGACUACACAAAAUGUGCAAUAAACUCAUUUGGAAAAAACCGACUAGUAUCUGCCUUAGUCAAGGACCUCAAUACCAAAAGAAUUGUAAACCAAAUAAAUAAUAUUCAGUGUUUAUUUACGUGGAACAUAGAACCAAUCAAUAAGAAAAAUGUAAUUUUAUGGAUAUGGAAUAAAUAUGGAGAAUAUAACUUAAAUAUAUCUUCCUCUGAAUUCACAUUAGAAAGGUUUAUAGGUAAUUUAAUUAUUUCCUAUGAAUUUUUUCAUAAGGGUGAACACGAAAUAGCCCAGAUUAAAAUAUUGGAAAUAGGAAAAUGGCUUGAAGAAUUAGAUAAAGGUACUGAUGAGUUUUAUUUAUCUAUUAAUACUGGUCUUCGACAUAUUAUUAUGGCUACCUUCAUUCAUAUGUUAUUUGCUACAAAUCUUACAGAAGAAUGUAAAUGGUUAUUGGAAGAUAUUUCAUCAUUUGCAAAUAUGGAUUCUAAAUUAAGAGCUUCUGUACAUGCAAUACGUGCAGCUGUAUUAAUUGAAUACAGUGAAAAUCUUGUCUAUUUGUCAAAAGCUUGUGAUAUGGCCAAGAAAGCAUGUGAUUUAGAUCCUACAACUUCUCAUUGGUAUUAUAUUCAUUCACUUGCAUUGACAGCUCAAAGACAAUUAUCGUCGACACAUAAAUUGAUACCAGCUGAUGAUGAAAUAAAUGCAAUUCAUCAAGCAAUUGUGUUGUCUAAUGGAAAAAAUCCUCUUUUCAAUUACCAUUGGUUGGUUAUGGAUGAUAUAUCUAUAAAUAAAGAAAACCAAAAAAUUGCAGAUAUGAUCAAAUCCAUUAUGAACAUAGGACCAAAGGACCCUCAUUUGGUAGUUAAAUGUGCUAAAACAUUGAUGACUCUUCCACCUAUGGAUAGAGAUUUUAAUUUGGGAGUACAAUAUUUGAUAAAAGCUUUUCAAAUGUCACAAAAUGAUGGGACUGUUUUAAAGGCUAUCGGACAAGCAAUUGAAUCAUAUUUUUUUGACGAAAUUCGUAAAAAAAUGAAUCUCAAAACAACUGAAGUAUUACAACUAGAAACUGAAUUAGGACUCAUUGUGAAAAAACAUAAGAAUGGUGAAGAUCCUGUUCCUUACCUAACUGAUUUGGUUCCUAAAUAUAAUGGACUCAAUCAAUCAAAAAUUAUAUCUCAGUUAUGUUCAUAUACAUUAUUAUUUACAAACCACUUAAGAUAUAGUAUUGAGCAAUUUAAUAAGUUAAUUGAACAACCAGAAAUUGUCAAUAAUGAUAUAAUUGUUCAUCACAUUUCAUCAUUUGGUUCGAAGAAAUUUAAUUUAUCAGAGCUGAUUUGUAAUGAAAUCAGAUUGGCUACAAAUGCUAGUGGUACCUCUUCUGAUUUAUCUUAUUAUUAUGAAAUGCUAUCUAAAAUCAUAGAAACAAGUAAUUUUAAGAUAAAAGAUGUUGACCCAUUCAUGAAGGCCAAUCUAAUAGUUAAUUCAUCUGCUAAAUCAGCACUUACAAUAACAGUUCAAAGUAAGACUGAAUUAGCAGAUAGUGACAAAAAUGUAACUGUUCAUAAAAAUACUAUUAAAAAUAAGAAAAAAGGAAAUCCUAUGGCAAAGCAGUUGCAAACAACUGGUGCAUUUAUGCAAAAACCUACAUUUGGCAAUACAAAAAAAAACAAGUGGGAAAAAGUGGAGAUUUCUUUAACAAACUAAUUGCCAAGAACUUAGAUUGGCCUAAAACAAAUGCAACAGUCUCAAAAUCUUUUUUUUUUAUAGUGUAAUAAUCCUUAAACAGUUUAACUAAAAACUAUUUUAUUUUUUUUAACAUUAGGUACCUUAAUUUAAUAUACCUAAUGUUUCUUUUGAUGAUAUUAGUAGAUAUUUGAAUUUAAUUAAUGCAAAUUUUAACUCAGCAAAUCGACAAAUUUUAUUUCAAAAUCUACUUCUCCCCUAUUUCCUACUUGAAGACUUGAGGUUUAAGUUUAUUUUUUAUUUUUUUGUAAAAUAUGUACAAUUUGUUCAAUUAUUUCUUUGAAAAAAAUUAUAAUUUUACUUAUAAUUAACUAUACUGUUUUUUUAGUAAA
Metopolophium dirhodum (rose-grain aphid) is the source of this 5285-nucleotide messenger RNA. RefSeq lists its product as uncharacterized. Bases 2917 to 4914 code for a protein of 665 amino acids. NCBI's taxonomy places the organism in Eukaryota, Metazoa, Arthropoda, Insecta, Hemiptera, Aphididae. The record is from RefSeq and is a predicted model, not a curated record. The transcript has 8 exons.